Messenger RNA from Prionailurus viverrinus (fishing cat), 5530 nucleotides. RefSeq names its product intersectin 1 (gene ITSN1). Lineage: Eukaryota; Metazoa; Chordata; Mammalia; Carnivora; Felidae. Bases 255 to 5405 code for a protein of 1716 amino acids. Gene Ontology annotation, molecular function: molecular adaptor activity; calcium ion binding; protein binding. The transcript is spliced from 39 exons. Gene Ontology annotation, biological process: endosomal transport; positive regulation of Rho protein signal transduction; clathrin-dependent synaptic vesicle endocytosis. Gene Ontology annotation, cellular component: clathrin-coated pit; cytoplasm; intracellular vesicle. The record is from RefSeq and is a predicted model, not a curated record.
UAGAGAAGAGCGGAGGAGAGGGGAGGGAGCGCAGCUUGGUUGCUCCGUAGUACGGCGGCUCGCGAGGGAGAAUCCCUAGCGGGCUCCGGGACGCACGGAGAGGCGGGCGGGCAGGCGGGCGGGGAUGGUGUGUUGGGCUGAGGCUCCUGCGUCCCUCUCCGCCGCAAGUGAGCUGCACUGAUUUGUCCCUGGGGCGGCAGCGCGGACCCGCCUGGAGAUGAGGCGUCAAUUAGCAAGGUAAAAGUAACAGAACCAUGGCUCAGUUUCCAACACCUUUUGGAGGCAGCCUGGAUAUCUGGGCCAUAACUGUAGAGGAAAGAGCAAAGCACGAUCAACAGUUUCAUAGUUUAAAGCCAAUAUCCGGAUUUAUUACUGGUGAUCAAGCUAGAAACUUUUUUUUUCAAUCUGGGUUACCUCAGCCUGUUUUAGCACAGAUAUGGGCGCUAGCUGAUAUGAACAAUGACGGGCGAAUGGAUCAAGUGGAGUUUUCCAUAGCUAUGAAACUUAUCAAACUGAAACUACAAGGGUACCAACUCCCUUCCACACUUCCCCCUGUCAUGAAACAGCAGCCGGUCGCUAUUUCUAGUGCACCAGCCUUUGGAAUAGGAGGCAUCGCCAGCAUGCCGCCACUCACAGCUGUUGCUCCGGUGCCAAUGGGAUCCAUUCCAGUUGUGGGAAUGUCUCCACCUCUAGUAUCUUCUGUUCCUACAGCAGCAGUGCCUCCCCUGGCUAACGGGGCUCCCCCUGUUAUACAACCUCUACCCGCAUUUGCUCAUCCUGCAGCCACAUUGCCAAAGAGCUCUUCCUUCAGUAGAUCUGGUCCAGGGUCACAAUUAAACACUAAAUUACAGAAGGCACAGUCAUUUGAUGUGGCUAGUGCCCCUCCCGCGGCAGAAUGGGCUGUCCCUCAGUCAUCCAGACUGAAAUACAGACAGUUAUUCAAUAGUCAUGACAAAACUAUGAGUGGACACUUAACAGGUCCCCAAGCAAGAACUAUUCUUAUGCAAUCAAGUUUACCACAGGCUCAGCUGGCUUCAAUUUGGAAUCUUUCUGACAUUGAUCAAGAUGGAAAACUCACAGCAGAAGAAUUUAUCCUGGCUAUGCACUUGAUUGAUGUAGCGAUGUCUGGCCAACCACUGCCACCUGUCCUGCCUCCAGAGUACAUUCCGCCUUCCUUUAGACGAGUUCGAUCUGGCAGUGGUAUAUCUGUCAUCAGCUCAACGGCAGUAGAUCAGAGGUUACCAGAGGAACCAGUUUUAGAAGAUGAGCAACAACAGCUAGAGAAGAAAUUGCCCGUAACAUUUGAGGAUAAAAAGCGUGAGAAUUUUGAGCGUGGCAACCUGGAACUGGAGAAGCGGAGGCAGGCUCUCCUGGAACAGCAGCGCAAAGAGCAGGAGCGCCUGGCCCAGCUCGAGCGUGCGGAGCAGGAGAGGAAAGAGCGGGAGCGCCAGGAGCAGGAGCGCAAGAGACAACUGGAGCUGGAGAAGCAACUGGAAAAGCAGCGGGAACUAGAACGGCAGAGAGAGGAGGAGAGGAGGAAGGAAAUCGAGAGACGGGAGGCUGCAAAACGAGAACUCGAAAGGCAACGACAACUUGAAUGGGAACGGAAUCGAAGACAAGAACUACUCAAUCAAAGAAACAAAGAGCAAGAAGACAUAGUUGUGCUGAAAGCAAAGAAAAAGACUCUGGAAUUUGAAUUAGAAGCUCUAAAUGAUAAAAAGCAUCAACUAGAAGGAAAACUUCAAGAUAUCAGAUGUCGAUUGACCACCCAAAGGCAAGAAAUCGAGAGUACGAACAAAUCCAGAGAGUUGAGGAUUGCAGAAAUCACCCAUCUACAGCAACAGUUACAGGAGGCUCAGCAAAUGCUUGGAAGACUUAUUCCAGAGAAACAGAUACUCAAUGACCAAUUAAAACAAGUUCAGCAAAACAGUUUACACAGAGAUUCACUUCUGACACUCAAAAGAGCGUUAGAAGCAAAAGAAGUGGCUCGUCAGCAGCUCCGAGACCAACUGGAUGAAGUUGAGAAAGAAACCAGGUCGAAACUACAGGAGAUUGAUAUUUUCAAUAAUCAGCUGAAGGAACUGAGAGAAAUACAUAAUAAGCAACAACUCCAGAAACAAAAGUCCAUAGAGGCCGAACGUCUGAAACAGAAAGAACAGGAGCGAAAGAUCAUAGAAUUAGAAAAACAAAAAGAAGAAGCCCAAAGACGAGCUCAGGAGAGGGACAAGCUGUGGACUGAGCACACGCAGCCGGACAGUGAGCAGCAGCGGCCAAGGAAGAUUCACGAUGAAGAGAAACUCCGAAGGGAGGAGAGUGUCAAGAAGAAGGACGGCGAGGAGAAGGCCAAACCAGACACACAGGACAAGAUGAGUCGGCUUUUCCAUCAGCAUCAAGAACCCGCCAAGCCAGCUGUCCAGGCACCCUGGUCCACCACAGAAAAAGGCCCACUUACAAUUUCCGCACAGGAGAAUGUAAAGGUGGUGUAUUACCGAGCGCUCUAUCCUUUUGAAUCCAGAAGUCAUGAUGAGAUCACGAUCCAGCCCGGAGAUAUAGUAAUGGUGGAUGAAAGCCAAACUGGAGAACCGGGCUGGCUUGGAGGAGAAUUAAAAGGAAAGACAGGAUGGUUCCCUGCAAACUAUGCAGAGAAAAUCCCAGAAAACGAGGUUCCUGCUCCAGUCAAACCUGGGCCCGACACGACCUCUGCCCCUGCACCCAAACUGGCCGUGCGUGAGACCCCCGCUCCUGUGUCUGUGACCGCUCCAGAGCCCUCCACGACCCCCAACAACUGGGCUGAUUUCAGCUCCACGUGGCCCACCAGCACGAAUGAGAAGCCAGAAACCGACAACUGGGAUGCGUGGGCAGCCCAGCCCUCACUCACCGUCCCAAGUGCAGGCCAGCUACGGCAGAGGUCAGCCUUCACUCCAGCCACGGCCACGGGCUCGUCUCCAUCCCCUGUGUUAGGCCAGGGUGAGAAGGUGGAGGGGCUACAAGCGCAAGCCCUGUAUCCUUGGAGAGCCAAAAAAGACAACCACUUAAAUUUUAACAAAAAUGAUGUCAUCACCGUCCUGGAACAGCAAGACAUGUGGUGGUUUGGAGAAGUUCAAGGUCAGAAGGGUUGGUUCCCCAAGUCUUACGUGAAACUCAUUUCAGGGCCCAUAAGGAAAUCUACAAGCAUCGAUUCUGGUUCUUCAGAAAGUCCCGCUAGUCUAAAGAGAGUAGCGUCUCCAGCAGCCAAGCCAGCCGUUUCGGGAGAAGAAUUUAUUGCCAUGUACACUUACGAGAGUUCUGAGCAAGGCGAUUUAACCUUUCAGCAAGGGGAUGUGAUUUUGGUUACCAAGAAAGAUGGUGACUGGUGGACAGGAACAGUGGGCGACAAGUCUGGAGUCUUCCCUUCUAACUAUGUGAGGCUUAAAGAUUCAGAGGGCUCUGGAACUGCUGGGAAAACAGGGAGUUUAGGAAAAAAACCUGAAAUCGCACAGGUGAUUGCCUGCUACACUGCCACGGGUCCCGAGCAGCUCACCCUGGCCCCUGGUCAGCUGAUUUUGAUCCGAAAAAAGAACCCAGGUGGAUGGUGGGAAGGAGAGCUGCAAGCACGUGGGAAAAAGCGCCAGAUAGGCUGGUUCCCUGCUAAUUAUGUAAAACUUUUAAGCCCCGGGACGAGCAAAAUCACUCCAACGGAGCCACCGAAGCCGAAGGCGUUACCGGCAGUGUGCCAGGUGAUCGGCAUGUACGACUACAUCGCCCAGAACGACGAUGAACUGGCCUUCAACAAGGGCCAGAUCAUCAACGUCCUCAACAAGGAGGACCCCGACUGGUGGAAAGGAGAAGUCAAUGGACAAGUGGGGCUCUUCCCCUCCAACUACGUGAAGCUGACCACAGACAUGGACCCAAGCCAGCAAUGGUGUUCAGACUUACACCUCUUGGAUAUGCUGACCCCCACUGAAAGAAAGCGGCAAGGAUACAUCCAUGAGCUCAUUGUGACAGAGGAGAACUAUGUGAAUGACCUCCAGCUGGUCACAGAGAUCUUUCAGAAACCCCUGAUGGAGUCUGAGCUGCUGACAGAGAAAGAGGGUGCUAUGAUUUUUGUUAACUGGAAGGAGCUGAUUAUGUGUAAUAUCAAACUACUGAAAGCGCUGAGAGUCCGCAAGAAGAUGUCUGGGGAGAAGAUGCCUGUGAAGAUGGUCGGCGACAUCCUGACCGCCCAGCUGCCGCACAUGCAGCCCUACAUCCGCUUCUGCAGCUGUCAGCUCAAUGGGGCUGCCCUGAUCCAGCAGAAGACGGACGAGGCCCCGGACUUCAAGGAGUUUGUCAAAAGACUGGCAAUGGACCCUCGAUGUAAAGGGAUGCCACUCUCUAGUUUUAUACUGAAGCCUAUGCAACGGGUAACAAGAUACCCACUGAUCAUUAAAAAUAUCCUGGAAAACACUCCUGAAAACCACCCUGACCACAGCCACUUGAAGCACGCCCUGGAGAAAGCGGAGGAGCUGUGCUCCCAGGUGAACGAAGGGGUGCGGGAGAAGGAGAACUCCGACCGGCUGGAGUGGAUCCAAGGCCACGUGCAGUGUGAAGGCCUGUCCGAGCAACUUGUGUUCAAUUCAGUGACCAACUGCUUGGGGCCACGCAAGUUUCUGCACAGUGGGAAACUCUACAAGGCCAAGAGCAACAAGGAGCUGUAUGGCUUCCUCUUCAACGACUUCCUCCUGCUGACCCAAAUCAUAAAGCCCUUGGGCUCAUCUGGCACGGACAAAGUCUUCAGUCCCAAAUCGAACCUGCAGUACAAAAUGUACAAAACACCUAUUUUCCUGAAUGAGGUUCUAGUAAAAUUACCCACUGACCCUUCUGGAGAUGAGCCCAUCUUCCACAUCUCCCACAUUGACCGAGUCUACACCCUCCGAGCCGAAAGCAUAAAUGAAAGGACUGCCUGGGUGCAGAAAAUCAAAGCUGCUUCAGAACUCUAUAUAGAGACUGAGAAAAAGAAGCGGGAGAAGGCGUACCUGGUCCGUUCCCAAAGGGCAACAGGUAUUGGAAGGUUGAUGGUGAACGUUGUUGAAGGCAUUGAGCUGAAACCCUGUCGGUCACAUGGAAAGAGUAACCCGUACUGUGAGGUGACCAUGGGCUCCCAGUGUCACAUCACCAAGACGAUCCAGGACACUCUGAAUCCCAAAUGGAAUUCCAACUGCCAGUUCUUCAUCAAAGACCUGGAGCAGGAGGUCCUCUGCAUCACCGUGUUUGAGAGGGACCAGUUCUCUCCAGACGAUUUUUUGGGUCGGACAGAGAUCCGUGUGGCCGACAUCAAGAAGGACCAGGGUUCCAAAGGCCCAGUUACAAAGUGUCUCCUGCUACAUGAAGUCCCCACAGGGGAGAUUGUGGUCCGCUUAGACCUGCAGCUGUUUGAUGAGCCAUAGGGAGCAGGCCCUGGUUUGCUGGUAGACUUCCUCCAGCCCAAGGCAGCAGGUGCGAUCUGGACAUGGGGUUGCUUUUCUAAGACCACCAUUGGAUGUUCAGCCACAGGGCAACGGGACAGUGAAGA